AGCCCUCGCGGCCGUUUCAAAAUCCCACUCACGACUCACCCCUCAAACCCUCACUCCCCUUCUCUGAUACAAAACUCCAUGGCCGACGGGAGAACAAACCAAUCGAUCAUGGAGCCAAAGCCCUCACACCCACUUCACCAAAUCGCUCAGUCGCCGAGCCACAAGCUUCUCCUGAAGCAAUGGCUGAAAGAAGAAGAGCUAAAUCUCAACAGGGUCUCUCUCAAAGAAUCCCAAAUCGACUCGGUUCGAAAGGAAAUCACGAUUCUUUUCAUUAUCUUCUUCCUCUUCCACUCCACGGCCCUCACCCUUCUUUUCAGUUCCUCAUCGUGGGACCCGCGCGGGUUCGCAUGCCGCCGGUCCUGGAUCCCUUCGCUCUGCUCGCUCUGCUUCUCACUGGGGAUCAUUUGGGCGAUUAGGUAUAAAACCGACACGGAGGGGCACCUGGAGAAGUUGUUGGAGAGAGAGAAAGAGGAUAAGAAUCUUCUGGGAAAGUGCAUCGAGGAGCUGAAGAAGAAAGGGUUGGAGUUCGAUUUGUUAAAGGAGGUGGACGCGCUGAGGAGGGCCAAGAGCUUGAGAGUCGAAGCGAAGGCAGUAAGGAAGUGGAAUGCGAGGGAUUUUGUGACACUGUUUUUCUUCACUGUGUCUUGCUUUGUGAUCAUUGUCACAAGGGUUAUUUUGUGUAACUAGGAGGGUCGAAAUCGGGUUGGAUUUCGGGGAUUAGAUUGGUAAAUUCUUGGGUUUUGGAUAAGUGGGGGGGUUGCAGAAUGUUUUGUUCUGCGAUUUGUAAUAUGGGGAAUUUACAUUGGCAUAAUUAUGAAACAAAUCUGGAUGACUGCGUAUGUUAGCCUUAAUAUGUUCUUUGUAAUUUGAGUCCUUAAAAUCCCAAAUAAAAGUAUAAUUUUGGUGUGAAGGAAAGGCAUCCUCUGCAGUUUUCCAUUU
This is a messenger RNA of Malus domestica (apple), 939 nucleotides long. RefSeq lists its product as uncharacterized. NCBI's taxonomy places the organism in Eukaryota, Viridiplantae, Streptophyta, Magnoliopsida, Rosales, Rosaceae. The record is from RefSeq and is a predicted model, not a curated record.